AUCUCCGCCACAUCUUCCUCCUUUCCUCUUUAUCAUCUGCCUUCUUUCGCUUUUUUCCUUCGCCCCCCUGUCGUGCUGGUUUAAAUCCUCCUCUUGUGCUCUGUUCUGUCUGAUUUCCUCAUGGCCCAGUGUUACUCGUCCUCGGGCAGUGCGCCCUUGAACGCCCUGGCGAACCAGCUCCUGGGCGAGUCCAGCUUCUCGGCCAAGGCUUCUUUGUUCCGCUCUACUCACACUCCACAGCACCACCAACAGCACCAACGCCAACAUCAUCUACAGGGCCUCUUCCCACGCCAUACUCGCCCUCCUUACUUGAAACCACCACAGCAACACCCUCAGAAGCAGCUCCACGGAGGCCCUUUCAAGCCAACGUCCGUUAAUACCAUCGAUCCAUUCGAACAGGCAUGGUCCAGCACCUCCGCCUCAGACUCAACCUCGUACCAUCAUCACCUCAACGAACAAUACCCGUCUUAUGGACCACAGAUCCAUGAUCACCGCCAGGAGAGAUAUUUGCCGGAUCUGGAUCUGAUCUCUGCCUGGGAAAAACAUCAAAAGCAACAACAGCACCUGGCUGGGGAUCACCUACAUCAAGUCCAGACCACUCUUUCUGGUGUAUCCAUGGCAUCCCAUCCUGACUUGUCCUCCUCCGAAUACGAAUCCUUUCAUUACCAACCGGCGCCGCUCGGGACAACAACCUCGCCAACGAACGAACACAGUUCGUGGACCCAGGAGUGGUCGCGUCAACAGGAGGCAGCCGACACGGAUGAUGACGAUGAUGGGGACGAUGAGUUUCGGGAGGAGUGGAGCAACGAUCAUUUUACACAGGCCUACAUCAACAGCCAUCAGUCUCAAUUCCGAGCAAUUGAGGAGCAGGACCGGUUGAAGGAGGCUCGACUGGAAGAGGAGCGGGAGAGGCAGAGACAGGCCAUGGGGGGUCCGCCCCGAUCUGCGUGGAUGAUGGCUGGAUCUGCUGCUGCUGCGGCCACCGUAACCGAGACGAGGACAGCCCAUUUGCACGGCACCCCUAGACGGUUGCGUGUGCCAGGGCUUGACCCCGUAGAAGAGUCAACACAGAACUCGACCACCCUCAGUGUGGACGAAUUCAUGAAUUUCCACUAUUCAGAUAUCGACCACCAGAAUGAACAACUUCAACAUCUUCAACAACCCCCACAGCUUCAACAGCCCCGGCCUGUCCAUGCAGAGGACCGGUUCUUAUCGCUUGUUAAUGAUCUGCAUUCAGCAGAACAGAGCUAUUACCCAGCCGCGUCCUCCGCCACCUUACCAGGGCUCUCGGACCAGGACUCUGGGCGGUCGACUCAGCCUUGUGGACCCUCUAUUUCAACUUCCACGAUGCAAAAUGGAUGGGCUCAGGAGUUUGCGACCGAAAAUGACCAGAGACGGUCCGUCAAGUAUGUCGGCGCAGAAUGGAACUGGGAAAAGCUGUUCGGCAAGGAUCCCAGGCGGCAGUUGCAGCUCCUCACAAACGCCAACGACGCAUCAGCAGCGAGUCGCUUGGCAAACGGCGACGGCGUGGAUGAGGCUGAUCGACUUAGGGCCGUGGCAUUGACUCGACUCCAGGCCUUAUUUGGCCAUUUAUCCUUGACAGCCUCUUCAUCAUCGUCACCCUCUGCACCGCUCUGAGCAACAGUCGCAGGACCAGAUCUCAUGAUGUUAUGUUUACAAGCAUAUCUCGCGCCC
Molecule: messenger RNA, 1695 nt
Organism: Gamsiella multidivaricata
Lineage: Eukaryota; Fungi; Mortierellomycota; Mortierellomycetes; Mortierellales; Mortierellaceae
Exons: 1
Coding region: 121-1638 (505 amino acids)
Source: RefSeq, a predicted model, not a curated record